Pogonomyrmex barbatus (red harvester ant) is the source of this 1974-nucleotide messenger RNA. RefSeq names its product eukaryotic translation initiation factor 3 subunit J (gene eIF3j). The record is from RefSeq and is a predicted model, not a curated record. Gene Ontology annotation, cellular component: cytoplasm; eukaryotic translation initiation factor 3 complex. Gene Ontology annotation, molecular function: translation initiation factor activity. Lineage: Eukaryota; Metazoa; Arthropoda; Insecta; Hymenoptera; Formicidae.
CAGCCGGGCCGCACGCGCGAGCGAUCGGAUCACGCUGGCACGCUGCUUCCUUCGUGCAGUAUGGCCCGCUCGAUUCCGGUUGUGCUCGUUGUUACCACGUUUGUGCGGCAGGCUCUUCGUUUACCCGCAGGAACGGCACACGGCGAAUAAUCACCGGCAGCCAUGGACGAGGAAUGGGAUGUGGACAACGUCGAGACGAAAUUCGACCUCGCGAUGAGAUCGAAUAAGUGGGAGGGCGAGGAUGAGGAGGAGGAGGUCAAGGAUAGUUGGGAAGAUGUGGAAGAAGAAAAGAAGGAUGUAGAGAAACCAGCAGAGGUUCCAAAAGCAAAGCCAAAACCUAAAAAAGCACUAGCUGAAAGAAUUGAAGAACGUGAGAAGAAGGCAAGGGAGGAAGCUGAGAGAAAAGCGAAAGAAAAAGAGGAGGCGCUCACACCUGAAGAAAGGCGAGCCGAAAUGUUAAGGCGUCAGAGGUUGCAAGAGGAGGCUGAUCUACGACUGGCGAUGGAAACUUUCGGUGUACCAGAAACACCAAGUGAAUCGCUCGAUACUAUGGUACCCGACACGAAAGAAGAUUUCGAGCGAUUUGGUACAGCGCUAUCGCAAAAAAUUAAUCAAUUUAAUAAACAUGCAGAGUUUCCACCGUUUGCAGAAGAACUUAUAAAAUCCAUUGCCCUUAAUUUAUCAUCAAAUUACUUGAAAAAAGUGAAAACUCUAGUUGAUAAUUUACUUAUCGAAAAGCAAAAGAUGGAAAAGGGCGAGAAGGCGAAAAAGAAUAAGGGGAAAGGAAAGGCCAAGCUCAAAAUCGAGGGUGACAACACCCUACUGAGCGAAUAUGGUGAUUAUGUAUAUGACGAGUAUGACGAUUUUAUGUAGCGACUUUUCACGUAUUCAUACAUUCUAGUCGCCUAAAUACACGCAGAAGAAUGUUAAUUUGCAGAAUUUAUACAGAAACUUUAUAUUUGUAUUUUCUGCAUAUUGAAUUGUAACCAAAAUGUACAACAGUUUAAUCUAUAAUCCAUAAUAUCAUUCACACCUAACAAGAUGAAGAAAUAGAAGUGAAAACUAGCAUUAUUAUAAUAUUAUCGGCGAAAAUGCUUAAAAGAAAAAUAACAAACAUUCUCCGAUAGCUGCGUGACGACAUUCGCACACAGUUACUCAGAACGAUUGAAGAUUUUAUGACUUACUGUUGAGUUUUGUCGGAUUUUUAUCCGCGCGCGCGUCCUAUAUCGUUAUCAGAUUUUCAAUUUGCUGUUAUAACAUCGGUAACCAGAUUUUAGCUUGAAAACAUUGAAAAUAUCAUGCGAUGUACGCGUGAUUCUAACUUAUUGAUUGUGCAUAUACAUUAACAUCGGGCAGCAAAGGGUAGAAUUAUUAUGUCUUUGAGUUGUGGCUGUAUCUUGAACUGUUAAGACAAAAAAAAAGGGAAGAAACUUUCCUCAUCUUUACAUAGCUGCGCCACUGCAGAUUAAAUCGUGUAAUUAUAUUGUGGAAGUUUUAUAUAACACAGCUUAUAUAUUCAUAUGCAUACACGUACUUUUAUUGAAGAUCGAUUAGAAGUUGGUUUUGAAAAGAGUAUAUUCCUAAAUAAAGGUUGAUUAUAAAUUAUACGUCCUUCAUUCUUUGUUCAGUAUCAAUUGAUUGUACAUUUUACUGCGGAAUGUCUCUUGUAUUUCGUUUUAAUUGCGUUUUCACUUGUAAAUGAUAUCUUUCGGCUGUUGUUGAUAAAAAAAAAAUUAUGCGUUGCAAUACACGCAGGAGGAAUACAAGUGAUGUGUUGGAGUACCGCGAAAAAAUAAUAUUCGUACAUCAUGUAACGACGCAGCAUUAAAUAUCUUAAUAUGAUACAAAAAAAAAAAAAGAAACUAUUUUCGAGACUGAGUGAACCACAUGAAUGGUUCCUAAGUUCUCUUAGAUUAUUACAGAUAUUUACUGCUGCGCAAAGAUUAAUACUGAUUUAAUAAAACAUCAUUCACU